CAUUCCGAGUUAUUUGUCAUUUGUAGCAUGCAUUAUAUUACUUUAUACACAGUGCUGUUUAGUUCUCAAAUCGGAUUGGUCAGAAGCCCAGAAGUGGAAGUGGACAUGACGUUGCCCUACUUAAACCACACAUAAACCACACGCUGCACAGUCACAGAGGCAGAGACAGUGAGUGAGAGACCUAACAGAAACCUGUUGUUACUAUUCUCUGAAGUGGAGAGUCUGGAGCAUGAAGACCCUCCUCACCUUCUGCCUGAUUAUAGCUGGUUCUGAUGCUGUAACUACAGUAACUGGAUACAGAGGAAGAUCAGUUCAGAUUAAAUGCCCCUACGGAUCUGGAUAUGAAAAAUACAACAAGUAUCUCUGCAGAGGUAAAUGUCCGUAUGGGGGGAAUAAAGACAUUCCUGUUCAUUCUGGAUCUCCUGCUAAAGACACCAGAUUCUCUCUGUAUGACAACACAACAGCCAAAGUCUUCACCGUCACCAUCACUGAUCUGAGAACAGAGGAUGGAAACACUUACUGGUGUGUGAUAGAGCGGACACUGCGUGAUAGUUACACAGAGCUUCGACUGCUGGUUAAAACGCAUGAUCCUGCCAACAGUACUGUCUCACACUCCACACACUCUGCUCCAACCCACUCCAUGAGUCCACCAGUGCAUGCUGAGAUCACACAUUCAACAGCAGGUACUCCACUAAAUAAUGCUAACCACACAAUUAGUGCUGGUUCAUCUCAGGAAUUUCCAACUUCCACUGUCAUCAUUGCUGUGUCUGUGGUUCCAGUGCUGCUUCUCAUGGCCUUGUUAAUCGCUGUAGCUCUACAGAGGAAAAAGAAGACCCAAGCCUUGUCUCCAGCCCAAUCUCUACAAAGCUCCUCAACCAGUCAUCUGGUUCCACCUCCAGACCGCAGAAGCCUUUCUAACACACUUUAUUCCACUGCUGAAUUACCUACAAUCUCCCCUGAACUUUCCCAAACUAUUUACACCGGAUUAGGCGCGGUUAAUCCAGUUUCUGCUACGGUACACCGCCAGUCAGACGCUACCGUUGAGGACGUCUACUCCACAGCUCAGUUACCCACAAUUCUCCCCGAUUCCUCAGUCAGUGCGGCUCCACCAUCGGUUGUGAAACCUUAUGAAAGUUGUGAGGGAAAUGAUUAAUUUCUUACUGUAAUAGCUCUGUUCAUGUUCAUCAGUGAAUAAUGUCACUUGUGGUCAUGUCAUGGAGAUUAGCACAGAACGUUCUUUCCUCUUACAUUGACACAAACAUGUUAUUGUCUUCAGGAAUGUCUGCACAUCUGCUAAAACCUUGAAACCACCAAACUGGCUCAAACCUCCUAGAACUCCCUUUUUGAGACUCGCAGAUGUCCAGCUCUCCUGAUCUUAAAACUUAUAUAGGGCAUGUGAGAGAGGAGUGCUUCACCGCACUUCUAUCCUGUAUUCAUCCUUCUGUAAUAGACCUAAAGGACCAGGUCUAAAGGUGCAACUCCAUCAGUCACCUACUAGAAUGAGAACAACUCAUGUGACUGAAUGUGGCUAGAUAGCAUGCAUCAUGUUGAUAAUCAUUUUCCAUUAUUUGUCAUUUGUAGUCCAGUACUUGUUUCUGAUUGCUUAGAAGGUAAUUUUUAUAUCAGCUCCACUGACAUUAGUAUGUCAUCUUCCAUUUUAAUACAUACAAAACUGUAAUUGUUGGCAAAUUGCUGUGGUAUGAGAGGAAUACAACACCCAGGGGAUGCUGCUCUGUAAAAUAAUUAAAUAAAACAAAAUCAACUUUUAGGUGGUAACAGUAACUCCACUUCAUCACACCACUCUGUCACUCAGUAGUUUAGUCAGUUUAAUUUCUUACUUGUUAGAAAUACAACGUAUUCAUAUAAUCAUGGUUCAAUACCUUUAUUCAUGUCUCAUUAUAGUGUAUGCCUCUUUUAAUAGUAAAAUGUAUAACACGUAUACUCUUCCUCCUGCUUAACUCUGUGUAGAUCUGUGUGUUUGGAAUCUUUCACUUUUGUUGAGCAAUAUUAUACAUAGGUCACACAUUAUAAAUCAGAUUUAUGUCUA
Ictalurus furcatus (blue catfish) is the source of this 2047-nucleotide messenger RNA. Its product is annotated as CMRF35-like molecule 5. Bases 230 to 1153 code for a protein of 307 amino acids. Lineage: Eukaryota; Metazoa; Chordata; Actinopteri; Siluriformes; Ictaluridae. The record is from RefSeq and is a predicted model, not a curated record. The transcript has 8 exons.